This is a messenger RNA of Plasmopara halstedii, 225 nucleotides long. RefSeq lists its product as uncharacterized. The coding region runs from base 1 to 225 and encodes 74 amino acids. Lineage: Eukaryota; Oomycota; Peronosporomycetes; Peronosporales; Peronosporaceae. The transcript is spliced from 2 exons. The record is from RefSeq and is a predicted model, not a curated record.
AUGUGUCGUGGUCUUUUGGUCCCGGACCAGUUGAGAUUUAGAAUUCGCCAAGUAGAAGGGUUUGGUCGUAGCUUUAUUUCGACGGUCACUUCUUUUCACGAUAAACGGCUUGCUGUGGAUCAGAUGAGCCUAUCGUGCGGUGCGUUGAAGAUUCGCGGUUUUGUGGGUGCAUGUCUCACCUCAUACUUACCUCUUCGUACGAAAGAAGAGUUUGCAAAGGGUUGA